AAAAAAGGAACUGAGCCUGAAGAAGGAAAAGAAAGAAGGAAAUUGGAAAUAUUAAAAAAAAAAAAAAAAAAAAAGAAGAAAGAAGAGAGAAAGGAAAGAAAAAGAGAAGAGAGGAAAAACGCGUUUCUCUCAAAAGAGCACAUUGCUGAAUCCUUUCUGUUAACAGACACAAAAUUAGGGUUCGGGUUUUUCCCCAAAAACACUCCCUCUCUUUACUCUGCGACUAGUGAAAUAGAAGGGUUUAGGGUUUUGGAGACCCUUGUGAGGGGGUUAUAAAAUGGGUUCCAUUUGUUUUUCUUCUUCAGUUAUCAAAUGGUACUCUUUUCACAAUUUGAAGCUGUUAUUUGUCUUUUGGAUCCUCACUUCUUCACUGAAUGGAGUAGUUUUGGGUGAUUCCGACAAAUCGGUGCUGUUGGAGUUCAAGAACUCGGUGUCUGAUCCCUCAGGACUGCUCUCUCGCUGGAAUCUCAUCAACCCCAACCACUGCUCCUGGCCUGGUGUGUCCUGUGACAAGGACUCGCGUGUCGUGUCCCUCAACAUCACGGGUCACUGCAACAACAGAGGUAAGAACAGUGAAAAUAGAAGAUGUUUCUUUUGCUCUGGUUCUGUUCACUAUCCAUUGUAUGGGUUUGGAAUUAGGCGAGACUGUCAGGGUGGUAAUGGUAUUUUGGUGGGCAAAUUGAUACCUGCGAUUGCCAUGUUAACUGAACUUAGGGUUUUAUCGUUGCCCUUUAAUGGUUUUAGCGGGGAGAUACCUGGUGAAAUAUGGGGCAUGCAGAAGUUAGAGGUUCUUGAUCUGGAGGGCAACACAGUAACUGGUUCAUUGCCAUUUUCCUUUACUGGAUUACGAAACUUGCGAGUUUUAAAUUUAGGAUUUAACGACAUAGUAGGAGAAAUACCGAGCUCACUUUCUUAUUGUACAAAUUUGGAGAUCCUAAAUUUAGCUGGUAAUAGCAUUAAUGGUACAAUCCCUGCGUUUGUUGGUGGUUUUAGGGGCGUGUAUUUGUCCUUAAACAAACUUGGUGGGGCGGUUCCUAGAGAAAUUGGAGACAAUUGUGAGACACUUGAACACUUGGAUUUAUCAGGAAAUUUCUUUGUUGGAGGGAUUCCUGGUAGUCUAGGGAAUUGCGGUAACAUGAGGACAUUGCUUCUGUACUCAAAUUUGUUCGAAGAAGUGAUUCCAUCUGAACUUGGCAUGCUCAGAAAGCUUGAAGUGUUGGAUGUGUCAAGAAAUAGUCUUAGUGGGUCAAUACCUCAUGAGCUUGGGAAUUGCUCUGGAUUGUCUGUGCUUGUGCUUUCAAAUGUUUUUGAUCCAUAUCAGGAUGUUAACAGUUAUAGAAGGGACCAUUUGUCAGAUCAGUUGAGUUCUGCAAAUGAAGAUUUUAAUUUUUUUCAUGGGGAAAUACCUGUGGAAAUUGCGACUCUUCCAAAUCUGAGGAUGUUGUGGGCGCCAAGUGCAACUCUAGAGGGCAGCUUGCCAAGUAACUGGGGUGCUUGUGAGAAAUUGGAGAUGAUCAAUUUGGCCUCUAACUUUUUCAGCGGAGAAAUUCCCCAUGAGUUCAUUCGCUGCAAUAAGUUGUGGCAUCUGGAAUUGAGUUACAAUAAGCUCAAUGGGCAGCUUGUUGAGGAGCUUCCAGUUCCUUGCAUGACUGUGUUUGAUGUUAGUGGAAAUUCCCUGUCUGGUUCAAUCCCUAGUUUCUACAAUGGAAGUUGCCAGUCAGUUCCUUCCAUUUAUGGAUAUCCCUCUGGCAUCUAUGAUCCAUCAUCUGCUUAUCUAUCUUUUUUUGCAAAUAAAGCCAAGUCUGGAAGACCUGUACUGUCAGUAGAGAGAGAUGGGGAAAUUGCAAUCCUUCAUAACUUUGGGGGCAACAACUUUUCUGGUAGUCUUCACUCUAUGCCAAUUGCACCUGUAAGAUUAGGGAAGCAAACUACUUAUGCAUUUUUAGCCGGAGGAAACAAGCUGACUGGGCCAUUCCCAGGGAUUUUGUUUGAUAAGUGCAGUGAAUUGGACAAAUUUAUUCUUAAUGUUAGCAACAAUAUAAUGGCUGGUCAGAUUCCAGCUGAUAUCAGUGCGAAAUGCAGAUCUCUCAAACUUCUGGAUGUGUCUAAUAAUCAUAUUGUUGAUUUCAUUCCCCCAAGUGUUGGUGAAAUGGUGUCCCUUGUUUCUCUUAACUUGAGUUGGAAUUUUUUGCAAGGUCAGAUUCCCACCAGUAUCAGCCAAAUAAAGGGCCUGAAGUAUCUUUCCUUGGCCGGUAAUAAAAUGAAUGGUUCUAUCCCCUAUAGCUUGGGUGAGUCAUGGUCUUUAGAGGUACUGGAUCUUUCUUCAAACAUGCUCUCUGGAGAGAUUCCAAAGAGUCUUGUGAACUUGAAAAACCUUACUGCUCUUCUGCUCAAUGACAAUAAACUUUCUGGGCAGAUUCCAUCUGGUUUGGCAAAUGUGACUAUGCUCUCAGCAUUCAAUGUGUCCUUCAACAACUUAUCUGGGCCCCUUCCAUUUGGUAACAAUUUGAUGAAAUGUAGUAGUGUUCUUGGAAACCCUUAUCUACGCCCUUGUCAUGUUUUUUCCCUAACGGCACCAACUCCAGAUCCAGGAAGUGCUACUGUAGCCCAAGGCAACGCCCUUUCACCACCAAGUCAGAGCCGAAAGAGUGGGAACAAUGGUUUCAAUUCAAUUGAGAUAGCAUCUAUAGCAUCUGCAUCAGCCAUUGUUUCAGUUCUCUUAGCUUUGAUUGUCCUAUUCAUCUAUACCAGAAAGUGGAGCCCAAAGUCUAAGAUUAUGGCAUCGACCAGAAAGGAAGUAACAAUCUUUACAGACAUUGGGGUCCCCUUGACAUUUGAGAAUGUUGUGCGCAUCACUGGGAGCUUCAAUGCAAGCAACUGCAUUGGCAAUGGUGGAUUUGGGGCUACUUACAAGGCAGAGAUAUCUCCUGGAGUUCUAGUGGCAAUCAAACGGCUUGCUGUUGGACGAUUCCAGGGUGUUCAGCAGUUCCAUGCUGAAAUUAAAACCCUGGGGAGGCUUCGCCAUCCAAAUCUUGUUACAUUGAUUGGUUAUCAUGCCAGUGAAACAGAAAUGUUCCUCAUAUAUAAUUAUUUACCUGGCGGUAAUUUGGAAAAGUUUAUCCAGGAAAGGUCCACCAGGGCUGUGGAUUGGAGGAUACUUCACAAGAUUGCUUUGGACAUAGCUCGAGCGCUUGCAUACCUGCAUGAUCAGUGUGUGCCUCGUGUACUUCAUCGGGAUGUCAAGCCAAGCAAUAUCCUUCUAGACGAUGAUUUUAAUGCCUAUUUAUCUGACUUCGGUUUGGCUAGGCUUUUGGGAACUUCUGAAACCCAUGCUACUACAGGUGUGGCUGGAACAUUCGGUUAUGUAGCCCCAGAAUAUGCAAUGACUUGCCGUGUUUCAGACAAGGCUGAUGUUUACAGUUACGGGGUUGUGCUUCUAGAGUUAUUAUCUGAUAAGAAAGCUUUGGAUCCAUCAUUUUCAUCAUAUGGAAAUGGUUUCAACAUUGUUGCAUGGGCGUGCAUGCUCCUAAAGCAGGGCCGGGCAAAGGAGUUCUUUACUGCUGGCCUGUGGGAUGCAGGUCCCCAUGACGAUCUGGUUGAAGUCUUACACCUAGCAGUUGUGUGUACAGUCGACUCUCUCUCUACCAGACCCACAAUGAAGCAAGUUGUGAGGCGGUUGAAGCAACUUCAACCGCCCUCAUGCUAGUUGCCUGAGAAGCUUGUGAGGAUGGCUAUGUUCUGCUCACAGAGGUUCGUGUCUCUCCGCAUUUGUUUGAUCCUGCAUUGCAACAAAUGAAUAAAGAAACAAGAGCUCAGCAAAACUGUCCUGUGAAUUGCGUGCUAGCAUUUAUUGUGGGAAGCCAGUGCAAUCUGUCAAGACAAAAUAAUUGUUCUUUGCAUUGACAAAGAAUGAGAAUACUGGAUCAUAAUUCUUACUGAGCUGUCAGACACUAUCAUCAGGAUGAUUCGCUGCAUAAUACCUUCAGCUGCUCCAUUGAAGGUCAGCACCAAAUAGCUUAACUACAAGCAUAUUUUCUGCUUUCAGCUUGAUAGCUUAUUGAUGCUGUAAGUAUACUCUUCAUGCACGGAACAUGCUAGCAAUUCAUCUUCCUACUUGCAGAUCAAGAUCCCUUGCUGCCAAGCAGUCUCCUACUUCAAUACCCAUGCAAAGGAAUUAGGUGGACAAUGUGAGUCUAAAUGUUGGUGUUAACAUUUUGCCUCCCAUGAGAUUGAGAGAAAACCAUUCAAGUUGAGAUUGAGAUUGAGAAAUUGAAAACUAAUUGAGAACACUCGGGUUUUCUAUGCCAAACGGAAGAAUGAUAGCUUUCUUUCAAGUAUAGUCUACAAGAAUUAUCCAACAGCAAAGCAUUCACAGGAUGCUAAAAGCUACUCACAGACCGCAGAACUUACUGGUCAGCUGAAUGAUAUUAAUAAGCAGAACCCCUGAAAGACGCAGCUCAUUCAAGAAAAACGACAACCACAAAUCAACAUAUGUGUUACCUUGAACUGGCUGGCUCUCGGAUUCCGACCCAGAUGACCAUAAAACCACUGCCAUAAUCUCUUGGUGGGCAAAUGAAAUCUGUAACUGAAGCUGAUCUAGUGAGCUUCUCAGCUCUUGGGUGUACACCAAAUUUGCCCUUCAACAAUAGUCCAAAACCGUAGUUCAACAUCUUCCCCUGUUUCUUCACAAACCUUGUGGUUGAAAUGAUUCCCAGGCAUGAAUCUUUGCAAUAAAAUCUUUAGGGAAAUUACUGCUCAUAGACGUGCUGAUGGGGAUAUUGUGAGGUUUCUGUGGCUGCGCCAUUCUUUUCAUUUUAUAUAAAUUGUUAAUAGUAAAUAGUAAUAUGAAAUUAGCAUGUUGUGUUCCCACCAACUGCUGCUACUAAAAAUCUCUCCCCAUUUC
This is a messenger RNA of Manihot esculenta (cassava), 4903 nucleotides long. RefSeq names its product LRR receptor-like serine/threonine-protein kinase RPK2. Gene Ontology annotation, molecular function: protein binding; ATP binding; protein kinase activity. The transcript is spliced from 2 exons. The coding region runs from base 278 to 3706 and encodes 1142 amino acids. The record is from RefSeq and is a predicted model, not a curated record. Gene Ontology annotation, biological process: protein phosphorylation. NCBI's taxonomy places the organism in Eukaryota, Viridiplantae, Streptophyta, Magnoliopsida, Malpighiales, Euphorbiaceae.